Messenger RNA from Kazachstania africana CBS 2517, 1107 nucleotides. It is a transcript of the gene SPP1, whose product is annotated as Spp1p. Gene Ontology annotation, biological process: positive regulation of DNA-templated transcription. The transcript has a single exon. Gene Ontology annotation, cellular component: Set1C/COMPASS complex. The record is from RefSeq and is a predicted model, not a curated record. The coding region runs from base 1 to 1107 and encodes 368 amino acids. NCBI's taxonomy places the organism in Eukaryota, Fungi, Ascomycota, Saccharomycetes, Saccharomycetales, Saccharomycetaceae.
AUGCCAUCUACAUUGCCGUUACCUGAAUGGUGUCCGCCUUACUCUCCCAAGAAGAAGGAACCCGUUACUCAGCAAGAAGUUUACUGUAUCUGUAAGAAACCCGAUGAAGGUGAACUGAUGGUGGGUUGUGAUGGAUGUGAUGACUGGUUCCAUUUCAAAUGUAUGAAGAUACCUGAAGUGUACAGAAGCCUGGUAUUUGCGUUUUUCUGUCCUUACUGUCAAUCUGGUAUCACUGGGAAGAAUAAAGAUAAUUUCAAUGUGGAGUUACCACGGACUCUAUGGAAGAGGAAAUGCAGGCUAAGUAGCUGUUAUGAGCCGUGUGAGGAUAAGAGUAAAUACUGUUCCGAGGCUCACGGUUUAUUAUACAUGCAGAACUUGGUGGCUAACGUUUCGCGAGAUAGUAAUCUCAAGGAAGGAAGCGAAUCUCAGGAUGAUUUAUUGAAACAAAUGGUAUCUUAUUCAAAUGGUGAUGUGGAAUCGUUUAAGAAUAUAGGGAAGGAGUCAUUUAUUGAUGAGGAUCUUACAGUGGAUGCAGAAGUUGUGAAAGAAAUUGUAGAUAAGGAUCAAAAUUUGAAUGAAUUGAGGAGCAAUUUAGAUGAAUGCGAUACUAUAACGCUCCCAAGAUUGAAAGAAAACUUGGAAGUGCUUCAGAAAUAUAUCGAUUGGCUGACCGAAGUGAAUCUCAAGCUUAAUUAUAAUGAGGAAGAACUGAAAGCUAGGGAAGAAACCAUGAAUCUCAAUAAUGGUACAAACAGCAAAAAGAGAAGUAAGAACGGUAACAAAAACACUCGAGUGAAAUCGAAGAAAAACAUAUGUGGAUAUACUGCAGAUAUACAGGAUUUUAACAUUUCUGUAGACGAUUUUAUCGCAGAAUACAAGGGCAACCAAGAAAAGGAAGAACCACUACUACAAGUCUAUAAUAUAUGCGUCAAGGCCAAGUGUAACAAGCAUUCUGACUGGACCUCAAUGAAGGUCGAGCAGGUCAAACAACAGAUGAGAUCUCUGGACACUUAUAGAGAGAGAUUAGAAAUCCUAAUCCGCACAAGAAAACGUCAAUUGCACGUUCAAUCUUAUGAAAAACUCAUAGAAUUGGGCAUCCAACCAUAG